UUUACACCUUUCUUCCCCAUCCCUACUUUCCACCUUCCCUCUCCUAUAAAAACCAAAGUUUCCAAUUCCAUCCUUCAUCAAACAUUUCAACCAAACCCUAAGACCAAAACAUAAAAUAACAGCUUUUCUUACAAUGGUUUGUGAGAAAAAGAUUGUGGAUGAGGUGUCCGGGUGGCUCACCGUGUUUGACGACGGCUCAGUCGACCGGACCUGGACUGGACCCCCUGAGGUCAAGUUCAUGUCCGAAUCGGUCCCUCCCCACGAAGAAUUCAUUGAUGGAGUCGCGACUCGUGAUGUAAUCAUCGAUACUGAGUCGGAUCUUCGUGUCCGAAUCUAUCUACCAGAGACUGAUAAGAAUUAUGAUAAGCUUCCAAUCUUGCUUCAUUUCCAUGGCGGUGGCUUUUGCAUUAGCCAAGCCGAUUGGUUCAUGUACUACCACAUCUACACACGCCUUGCGCGCUCCACCGGAGCUAUUUGCGUCUCCGUCUACCUCCGUCUCGCCCCCGAGCACCGACUCCCGGCUGCUUCCAACGACGGCAUCUCCGCCCUCCUCUGGCUACAGUCCUUGGCUAAAGCCGAGUCAAACGAGCCGUGGCUCAACUCUCAGGCCGACUUCAACCGAGUCUUCCUCAUCGGAGACAGCUCCGGCGGAAACCUAGCCCAUGAAGUGGCUUCACGAGCCGGGAAGCUCGACUUGGCUCCGCUUCGAGUAGCGGGAGCAAUCCCGAUUCACCCGGGAUUUGUCCGGUCGAAGCGAAGUAAGUCGGAGUUGGAGCAACCGGAGUCACCAUUUCUAACCCUGAACAUGGUUGACAAGUUCUUGAGCUUGGCAUUACCAGUGGGAGCCACCAAAGACCACCCGAUAACGUGUCCGAUGGGGUUCAAAGCGCCGCCCAUCGCCUCCCUGAAGCUGCCGCCGAUACUGUUGUUUGUGGCGGAGAAGGACUUGAUCAAAGACACCGAGAUGGAGUACUAUGAAGAAUUGAAGAAAGCUAAUAAAGAUGUGGAGUUGAUGAUUAACUCUGCAAUGGGUCACAGUUUCUAUCUUAAUAAGAUCGCUGUCGACAUAGAUCGCCAUACUGCGGCAGAGACUGAGAAACUCAUUGCUGGGAUUGCUGAUUUUGUGAAAAGGCACUGAAAUGUUUACAUGUUUUUAUUUACAGUUGAUGGAUCCUUCUUGUUGUUUGUUACCAGUGUUUGUGUUCUUUAGUAGUUCUAUUAUGAUGUCUUAUGCAUGAUAAUGCGGUGCUAAUCAAAUUACUCGUGUACAAAAGUUGAUGAGUUAUUGGCUGUGGUUAUAAAUUGUGAAAUAAAAUUACUAUGUUUAUUUGAUUGA
Molecule: messenger RNA, 1336 nt
Organism: Camellia sinensis
Lineage: Eukaryota; Viridiplantae; Streptophyta; Magnoliopsida; Ericales; Theaceae
Product: strigolactones hydrolase CXE15
Molecular function (GO): hydrolase activity
Source: RefSeq, a predicted model, not a curated record